Molecule: messenger RNA, 2613 nt
Organism: Cladocopium goreaui
Lineage: Eukaryota; Dinophyceae; Suessiales; Symbiodiniaceae
Source: the annotation of a GenBank genome assembly
AUGCGUCCACAACCAGCACGAGCUUUGCGACGGAUGGCGUCGCCAAGAGAAGAGGCUCCACACAUUCAGAAGGAUGAGCGAGAAGUGAUGGCUUUCCAGAGGGCCUUGGCGGAGGAGGCAGCAGCAGCAGCGGCGGCAAAGACUCUGGCACAAGCUGAAGAAGUCUCCAGGCGGCGCGAUGAAAUCGUGGAACGCUUGGCUCAGGAAAUCCGAGACCUGAAGGAGAAACUGGCCACUGUUAGUGCAGCUAGUGGUGCUCGGCAGGAUCUCAAGACUUUUGGUGCUCAUGCUGUCACGCCUACGUCUACCAGUAGUGCAUGGGCAGCACAGAGCUGGGAGCCACUUCCAAAGGAAGGGGGUGCAGGCGGUGCAGGCGGUCGGAUGAGUACAGGAGAUGCAUGGGGCGCAGAGAAGUCUCAGAUGACAAUGACUCGACAGGAGAGCAAAGAUCUUCAGGAGGACGGAGGAGGAAAGCAUCGAAAAGACAAGGAGCGGCAUUCUCGGCGGAGGCAUGCCCCAGCACCUGGUGCAAGCGAAUGGCCAGAAGCAGAGGCCCACAUGGGCACAGAUGCAUGGUCAAAACCGCGAAGUCGCACGGUCUCUGGAGAAUUGCCCGAUGCAGAUCAGCCAAAAGAGAUGCACACCUCCAUGACGACCCCUGCAUUGCCCGUCAGUUCUUGGGACAGUCACGCGACGCCGAUGCAGAGACAACGGAGUGGCUCUGGAGAAAUGAAGUCGACUCCCAUGAUGCGCAGAGCAUCUGGUGAAAUGAGAUCGACGCCGACACUUCAAAGAAAUGGCUCUGCAGACGCGCAGUUGAAUGGCUUUGGGGACAUGAGAUCGACGCCGAUGCAGAGACAGCGGAGUGGCUCUGGAGAAAUGAAGUCGACGCCGAUGCAGAGACAACGGAGUGGCUCUGGAGAAAUGAAGUCGACUCCCAUGAUGCGCAGAGCAUCUGGUGAAAUGAGAUCGACGCCGACACUUCAAAGAAAUGGCUCUGCAGACGCGCAGUUGAAUGGCUUUGGGGACAUGAGAUCGACGCCGAUGCAGAGACAACGGAGUGGCUCUGGAGAAAUGAAGUCGCAGGCACAAGUCACCAAUGACGAGGCAUGGGCUAUAGAGGACGACAGAAUGGAAAAGUAUCGAUCCGUCUUCGCCCGAGCAGAUGUGGAUGGUGACGGCUUUGUGGAGCCAACUGAGGCCAGAGCUGUCCUGGUGAAAUCCAACUUGCCGCAGGAUGAGCUGGCGCAGAUCUAUACCCUGGCAGAUGUGGACAAGGAUGGCCGGCUGAACGAGGGAGAAUUUCUCUGCGCCCUGCACCUUGCGUGCAAGAGGAGUAAGGAGGGGCUGUUGCCAACGGAACUUCCUGGGCCUUUGCUGGCUUUGGCGCAACGACCAGAGGAAAACUGGUCAGUCAAGCCGGAGGAGCUGGGCCACUAUCUGCAAACCUUCCAACGCCUUGAUGCCCAAAGCAAAGGCAUCGUGGGCCAAGAAGAGGGGCGAGAGAUCUUCGAAAGCAGCGGCCUGCCAGUGCAAGAGCUCUCGUUCAUUUGGCAGCUCUCGGAUCGUGAUGCGGAUGGGAGCUUGGUAUUCCAAGAGUUUGCAAUGGCCAUGGCCAUCGUCGCAAGGCGUCGCCGUGGUUGGUCCCUACCAACUGCGUUGCCUGUGGCUUUGGUGAGGUCGGUGGAGUCGUUCAGCCCUGUGAGCUGGAGCGUUUCAGCUGGCGAGCUUGAGAGCUACAGAACCAUCUUCCAACGUGUUGAUCGAAAUGGCGUGGCAGAUUUGGCGGCAACCAAGGACUUGUUGGAGCAAUCCCAACUGCCGGUGUCAGAGCUGUCGGCCAUCUAUGCCAUGUCCGACUUGGACCACGAUGGUCGACUUUCAGAGCCAGAGUUCCUUUGCGCCAUGGCCUUGGUUGCACGACGGCGCAAGGGCGCACCCUUGCCAGAGCAAUUGCCGCUAGAGCUACGAGAGGCUUGUUGGUCCAUGCCGUCUACAAAUGCGGAGGCAGCAAUGAACCAGCCCAACGAGUCUCUACCGCUGUGGCAGCCAAAUCAUGAAGAGCUCAGGAGGUUUCAGCAACUCUUCGAUCAAUUGCAAGACCAUGGCUUCGUGUCGGCGGACAGGGCCCGGGAGGUGUUGGAAAGCUCCGGCCUACCACUGAAUGAUCUGGCAAAGAUUUGGGAUUUGGCAGAUGCUGGAGACGAUGGCAAACUGUCUUUGGGCGAAUUCCUCUGUGCAAUGUCUUUGUCAGCACGGCGUCGCGAGGGCCGCCAACUGCCCCAGAGCCUUCCCGAUGAACUUUUGCCUUGCGCCAGGCUAAGGGUCCAAGACAAGGUGGAGAUGCAGAGGUACUUGGCAAUGUUUCAGGAGCAAGUUCCCCGAGGCAGCGCUAUGCCUGCAGCGAAAGCGGCCGAAAUCUUGCAAAUGUCAGAGCUUCCACCCAGUGAUUUGGCACAGAUCUGGAACCUCAGUGGUGGCACCGACAACCUGGACCUGCUCCAGUUCCUCCAUGCCAUGGCAUUGACGGCUCGGAGAAGGGAAGGGCAAGCAUUGCCUGCCGCACUACCAGCUGAUUUGCUGCUUGCUGCUCAGCUCGUGGAGCCUGGAUAA